ACGCUUUCGGCCACGGCGGCGAUCUCAACUUCAUCCAGUGGCUUCGGCGCUUUCGCCCGAGUGACGACCCGAAAAACAAGCACAAGGUCGCUGCCCGCAAUGCGGCCGGACCCGCAAGAGGCAAGGACUGCGGAGUUGCUAUCAGUUUCCCCUUCGAGCUCCUCGAUAUCUUCAUCGGAGCUUGGGCUGCCUCCUGCCUGCCGGGCAUGCUGGAGUGUCGACUUUUGCCGGAAGACACUCCCAGCCAGGAGCACUAUCCGCCACAUCUCGAGGCAGAGCGCAAGCGCAAGAGACUACUGCGAGCCCCCGAUGGAUGCCUACAUCUCAAAACCGUUCUGUGCCUCAACGACUUCCAAAAGUCAGCCGCCGAUCCCGACACCUUUGCCCCGGACGUUGGCAAGCUCCUGUCAAGCAUCGAGAUCGAACUACAGUUUCGCGGCUUGGGCUCGGACCGGAUUAACACCUUCAAGGCCCGAAUCCACGCAUGCACACUUCUCCUUCUUGAGGUCUACAGAGGGGCAGAGAAUCCUGAGCUCUGGAGCGCACGGAGAGUGCCGGCCGCGCCACGACGGCAAUGGUCCGCCGAGCAGCAACAUGUUCUGAGCCAUAUCGAGCGAGGCACGCGGGUCGCCGACGCAGCUGAGAUCCACGAGUCCAACCGGAUCCUGCAUGUCACCGGUGGGCCGGGGACAGGCAAAACAGAGGUGGUCAUCGCCGCCACCAGGCGUGCCCUGCAGGACGGCUGUCGCGUCCUAGUGGCUGGACCCAUAGGCCUCUUGAUCGCGAUGUACCGACAGCGUCUACCCGCCGACCCGAACCUGACCAUGGAAACCGUGCACUCGGCGUUCCAGAUCGUUCGCAACGCCGACGAAGCUUACAUCCCGCCUGGGCGCCUACACAACUACGACCUCAUCAUCUUGGACGAGGUCAGGCGCACAUGGAGCACCGACCUUGACGAAGCAGUCCGCCAUGCAAGAGCUCUGGAAGUCGACGGAAAAGAUUUUACUUUCCUCACGGUGACCAACCGCGGCGCGGCAAAACUCAACGACGCCAGGCUUCGCCUCCAAUUUCCCCAAGCGGCCAGCCAACUCACCAGCACCGGAGGCGUGCCCACCGCCGGAGAGCCCGUCGUCCUGGAACCAGGCAUGAGACUGCGCUUGACUUACAAUGUUGACAAGGACCGCAGCUUCGUCAACGGACAGAUGGGAAGCGUCCGCCUCAUGCUUCGCCGAGACAUUUUCAUUCUGGCAUCUGACCAAGGCACGUCCAUUUUAGUGCACCCCAUCUGCAUCAAGAACCAAAUGUUUCUCCCGGUGGCAUACGGCUGGGCAACCACAAUCCGCCGGGCCCAAGGCGCCACCCUGGGAAGAGUCGGACUUUGGUUCGACAGACCCGUAGCCGACAGAGGCUAUGCAAACGUAGGAGCGUCGAGAGCCAAGCUCAGGGCAGACGUCUACCAUCUCGGCCAGCUUCGCCGCACAGAUUGGCGAGCCGUGGGCGGAGAGAACGACCCGGACGAGCAGUCGAUGCUCAGC
Symbiodinium sp. CCMP2456 is the source of this 1535-nucleotide messenger RNA. The record is from the annotation of a GenBank genome assembly. Lineage: Eukaryota; Dinophyceae; Suessiales; Symbiodiniaceae.